AUGGCCGCCACGUACAUCACGACACACCUCACCACAACGAGCAACUCGGUCGCGACCGCCACCUCGACGAUUAUCGCAGCCUUGGCGCCACCCGCGGGCUAUAACGUCGAUUUCGACAAUCCCGGCCGAAAAGGCGAUACCACAGGCUACUGGGUAUUUACCUUUGGCGUCGUAUUUGCUCUUCUGUUCUUGAUGAUGCGGCUAUACACCAAAAUAGUUGUUGCACGAUCCUUUGUCGUUGAUGAUGUUUUCAUUGUUGCUUCGUUUGUUUCUGGACUGGCCUGUCAGGGGCUUCUAGUCUACAUGUGGAAGAAUGAGAUCCAAGGUGUGCACGCCUGGGAGAUCCCAUUAGAACACUAUAACCUCUACAACCUGCUCAUCAUGUGCGCCUCUGUCAUCUACGCGCCAACUCAAGGCUUCGCCAAGCUCUCCCUCCUCCUCUUCUACCGGCGGCUGGCGCCGUUCGCCUGGUUCCGGGCGGCCAUCUACGUCGUCAUGUUCGUCGUCAUCGCGUACACGUUGGGCAUCAUGUUCUCGCUCAUCUUCCCGUGCAAGCCGAUCGCGUCCAACUGGGACAUCACGAUCGAGGAGGGCGAGUGCAUCAACAAAACAGGCAUCUACAUCGCCACCGCCGUCAUCAACAUCGCGACCGACAUCGCGCUCCUCCUCCUCCCCGUCCCCGUGCUCGCGCGGCUGCAGAUCCCGCGCCUCGAAAAGGCCGCCCUGAUCGCCAUGUUCGGCGUCGGAUCGAUGACGUGCGUCACCAGCGUGGUGCGGCUCGUCAUCCUGAUCCCGAUGCUCACGGACCUCGACCAGACGUGGGCCGUGUCCGUCCCGUGCGUGUGGAUCCUCGUCGAAGCCAACCUCGUCGUCAUCUGCGGCUGCCUGCCCAUCGUGCGCAAGUUCGCGCGGCACGUCGCGCCCAAACUGUUCUUCCACUCGCACGUCGCCGGCGCGUCUGGCCCGUCCGACGAUCCGUCCGCGGCGUCGUCCGGCGGGACUAGUGGUAAGAAGAGGAAAAGCAAGGGCAGGAGCAGCAGGAGCAGGACGGCGGAGUUUACGUUCCAGACGAUUGGGAGUAAGAGGAGUAGGCCGCUGGUGGGGGGCGCGAGGAAGGGGAGGAGAGGUGGUCGGGGUGGGUUGGGGGAGGAUCAUAGCAAUAUCGAGCUGAACACGACGUGGGUGGGCGACGACACGGUUGUUGGGGCGGGAGAUGACAAGGCGGAGAGCUCGGUGGGGGAUGAUGAUGGGAGGGGGGUGAGGAGGACGUGGAGCGAUGGGGGGAGCGAGACGUGUAUAGUGGAGACGAAGACGACGGUGGUGGAGUAUGGAGAUGCGAGCGAGAGUAUGAAGGAUGGAUUCGCAAGGCCGAGGGGGGUAUGA
Diplodia corticola is the source of this 1383-nucleotide messenger RNA. RefSeq lists its product as uncharacterized. Lineage: Eukaryota; Fungi; Ascomycota; Dothideomycetes; Botryosphaeriales; Botryosphaeriaceae. The record is from RefSeq and is a predicted model, not a curated record. The coding region runs from base 1 to 1383 and encodes 460 amino acids. The transcript has 6 exons.